AUGGAAAAAGGAAUCCAAAAAUCAUUUAGGAAUAAAUUUCCAGAGCUAGUCGAUAUCAUUGAGGAUUUUGGCAUCCUAGAAAUGGAAAGCAAAAUCAAAACCGCAAAAGCCGGCCAAACGACCAAACGAAAGGUAGCCAAAAUUACACAUAAUGAUAAUGAAGAAGACAUUUACGGAAAACUGGUGAUGCUCAAAACUGAAUGCGAAGAAGAAGAAAACAUCGCCCUACACAAGCCGGAAAAAAUGGGACUAGACAGAUUUAAAAAAAUGACGGAAGCAAUAUUUCACGACUGCACGACACAGGUCAUUAUCUAUAUUAAAGAAGGGGACAAGGAGGAAAGAAACCCUAAUCAAAUAACAGAGGCAUGGAGAACGCAGAAAAAGAAAACUAAAAAAGAGCAUCCUAAUUAA
This is a messenger RNA of Brassicogethes aeneus, 411 nucleotides long. The record is from the annotation of a GenBank genome assembly. Lineage: Eukaryota; Metazoa; Arthropoda; Insecta; Coleoptera; Nitidulidae.